ACCGUGUGUCUCUUUCUUAUAUCGUGUUUUUUUUAGCACUGAUGAAGACCUAUGGCUUAGGUUCAAACGUUGAAUGAAUAGAUAUUUUCUUAUUUGAUUUGACAUGUUGUCCUUGAUGUUUGCAGUUAUGGGUGCGAGAAGCAGAACAAGACCGAGUUCUGGGCCUCGCGGGACCUGACGGAAGAGGAGUUCCAGGAGCACCCGAUCAUCAACUGGGACGCCAUCCUGUGGGUGAAGAGGCCGAUGGCCCUCUGGGUCGUCCAGGUCAUCCUGGCCGCCAUCAGCCUCACCGAGGCGCUGCUCCUCGCCUACCUGGGCUACAAGGGAAAUAUUUGGCAGCAACUUCUGUCGUUUCAUUUUAUUCUGGAGCUGGUUAACACAAUCCCCUUUGCCGCCACUAUUGCAUUCCCGGCUUGUCGACACCUGUUCAUUCCUGUUUUCCUCAACUGCUGGCUGGCCAAGAAGUCCCUUGAGAACAUGUUCAACGACCUCCACAGAGCGAUGCAGAAGUCUCAGUCCGCCCUCUCACAGCAGCUCAUGAUACUAUCAGCCACUUUGUUAUGCCUCGUUUUUACCAGCGUGUGCGGUAUCCAACACUUCCAGAGAGCCGGUCAUCGCCACUUGAACCUCUUCCAGAGCACCUACUACGUCGUGGUCACCUUCUCCACCGUCGGCUAUGGCGACUUCGUCCCCGAUAUCUGGCCCUCCCAGCUCUACAUGGUCAUCAUGAUCUGCGUGGCGCUCAUCGUCCUGCCGACCCAAUUCGAGCAGCUCGCCUUCACCUGGAUGGAACGGCAGAAGCUCGGAGGAUCUUACAGCUCACACAGGGCGCAGUCCGAGAAGCACGUGGUCGUCUGCAGUACCACGCUGCACGCGGACACCAUCAUGGACUUCCUCAACGAGUUCUACGCUCAUCCACUUCUUCAGGAUUACUACGUGGUACUGCUCUCGCCGAUGGAGCUGGACACGACGAUGAGGAUGAUCCUGCAGGUUCCGAUCUGGGCGCAGAGGGUCAUCUACAUCCAGGGUAGCUGUCUGAAGGACGUGGAUCUGGCCAGGGCCAGGAUGAACGAGGCAGAAGCCUGCUUCGUCCUCGCCGCAAGGAACUACGCCGACAAAACCGCCGCAGAUGAACACACCAUUCUCAGGUCCUGGGCUGUGAAGGACUUUGCACCUUCUGUGCCGCAGUACGUCCAGAUCUUCAGGCCAGAGAACAAGCUCCACGUCAAGUUCGCAGAGCACGUGGUCUGCGAGGACGAGCUCAAGUAUGCUCUGCUGGCCAACAAUUGCACCUGCCCAGGUGCUUCGACCCUCGUCACCCUCCUUCUCCACACCUCAAGGGGGCAAGAAGGGCAGACCUCCUCCGAAGAGUGGCACCGACUCUACGGCAGGUGUUCAGGGAACGAGAUCUACCACAUCAGGCUGGAGGAUUCGAGGUUCUUUGGUGAAUAUGAAGGCAAAUCGUUCACGUACGCCAGCUUCCAUUCUCACAGAAAAUAUGGUGUCGCGCUGGUUGGAGUUCGUCCUGCAGAGUUGCCAGAAUUCUACGAAGACACUAUUCUCUUGAAUCCGGGGCCAAGGCACAUAAUGAAGAGGACGGAUACGUGCUAUUACAUGUCGAUUACCAAAGAAGAGAAUUCUGCAUUCGUAGUGGCCAAUCAAGAACAGAUUCCCCAAGCAAAGACUGAGGAAACAAUCGAGACGAUGCUCUCAACUCCUAAGACUAAAGAAGUGAUCACAACAACAAUGAUGGCAGAUUCGGUUAGCGGCAGCACUGGUAACCAUUUGGGAGUGCCCAAACCUCCCGAAACUAACCCCAAUUUGCUCAGUCCUGAAAUUCUGAAUCAGAGGAGAGGUUCUCGGCGGCCCAGCAUCCUUCCCGUACCAGACAUGAUCACGUCGUCAACCCUUAACAUUUCUGCAACACCGCAGGAUGAGAUUGAUGAGAGUGAAGAUGAAAUGGAUGAUGACGUGCCUUGGAGAUCUCCUUCAGAAAAAAUCGCGUUCCAUGUUUCAGUCUCAGACGCAGAUCAAGACGAUUUCCUUCCGCCUUCAGGAUGGAGAGCUGAAAUAAAAAGGAUAGUGAAAGGAUUCCCACCGGUCUCUCCAUACAUCGGGGUAAGCCCGACGCUCUGUUAUCUUCUCAAAGAGAAGAAGCCUCUAUGUUGCCUUCAGCUUGCUCAGGUUUGUGAACAUUGCACCCACCGAAAUGCUAAGGAAUAUAAUUGGCAAAACAAGACUAUAAUUUUGGCAGCAGAUUAUGCUUCAAAUGGUAUUUACAACUUUAUCAUCCCUCUGCGUGCUCAUUUUAGGUCCAAAAAUUCUCUCAAUCCUAUUAUUCUGCUAUUGGAAAGGCGUCCAGAUAUUGCGUUUUUAGAUUCAGUAUCAUACUUUCCUUUAAUUUACUGGAUGUUAGGAUCUAUAGAUUGUUUGGACGAUUUGUUGCGGGCUGGGAUUACGUUAGCUGAAAAUGUUGUAGUUGUCAACAAAGAAUUGUCAAACUCAGCUGAAGAAGACACACUAGCUGACUGUAACACCAUUGUCGCAGUACAGACUAUGUUUAAGUUUUUUCCAAGUAUAAAGAGCAUAACUGAGUUGUCUCAAAGUUCUAAUAUGAGGUUUAUGCAGUUCAGAGCACAUGACAGAUAUGCACUUCAUCUAAGUAAAAUGGAAAAGAGAGAAAAAGAGAGGGGUUCUCAUAUUUCGUACAUGUUUCGGUUGCCGUUCGCUGCCGGAUCUGUAUUCAGCGCAAGUAUGUUGGACACUCUGUUGUAUCAAGCGUUUGUGAAGGACUAUGUUAUCACUUUUGUAAGAUUGCUCUUGGGUGUCGACCAAGCCCCAGGCUCAGGUUUUUUAACAUCGAUGAAAAUAACAAAGGACGAUAUGUGGAUAAGAACGUAUGGUCGAUUGUACCAGAAACUGUGUUCUACGACCUGUGAAAUACCGAUCGGUAUCUACAGAACACAAGACACCAAUAUUACAGGUUCUCCUCAGUAUUCAAUAAACAUGGGAGACGAGGCGAAAGAUAACCACACUGAAAUGAUAGAAAGAGCUGAGAUAGCCAACCUAGUCAGGUCAAGGAUGGAGAGUCUGAACCUGCCUUCGAUAGAUUAUGACGACGUCAGUGAAAAGAGGUCGAGUCUGUCGUAUGUCAUCAUAAAUCCAUCCUGCGACCUUAAAUUGGAGGAGGGAGAUAUAAUAUAUUUGAUACGACCAAGCCCAUUCUCUGCUCAGAAGACAUUCGAGAGGCACAACUCACGUAGAAAGUCCAACAUCAGCUUCUGCAGCACGGGCCUGUUGGCGGGUGCAGGAGCUGGGUCGAGGCGAGGGUCGGGACAGUACUUUCCCCCGCCCCGACCACCGCUGUCCACGACUAAAGCCAACUCACUUUCUCUCCCAGACUCGCCAACAGUCGCAGGCACAUUCAGGGGAAGGUCAAAUUCCCUGAGGGUGGUUGAUGAUAUUCUGAUGAGAAGAAGUAACUCAUUGAGGCAGGGACUGACGAUGAGGAAGUCUAGCUUGGAAGAGAUCGGCCUUGGUCACUAUCCUCUACAGCUUUCUAAUUUGCAGUCGAUGUGUCCGCCGCCUGCGACAGAGACUUCAGGGAUCAAGAUUGCUCUGAACGGUUCGAUCGGCCUCGAGGUGACUCCUCCCGAAGAGAACAGUUCUCCGUCGAUUUCUUCUAACACAGGCCUCCUAGUAGCUCCCCAAUCAGAGCAGCUGCAGGGGACAAUCGUAUGAUAUAACCUCAUGUGGGGUAGGAGGUACCCUAUGUCUAAUCGCCUCUGAUCUACGCAGCAGCCUCAUCCAGGCGGCGUGAGGCACAUGUAAAACAAAUCCUCCUUCGAAGCACAGUGAGAAUUGUCCAGAUUAACUUUUUAUGGCUACAAUUUUAUUUGAUGUACUUAAUGUGUAAAUGUGUCUUAUAAGAUGUUAAUUAUUUAUGUACAUUGAUUGAGUAGUUUUGUAUUUCUAACUGUGUAUAUAGAGCCCCAUUUUAGUAUUUUCAUGUCCCAGUCAAUAAGUAAAGGUCCCGUUGGCUGAUCGCAAACGGUCAUAAAACAUUGGGUAGAGCUUUAAAAUGAUUUUGUCUGUUGAUGUGCGGAGAAGCAUUUACUUCGCUCACCAUUUGGAACACCUCAAGGUUAGCUAGUCGUAGAACCCUGUCAACCCAGCAUAUUAUAAUUUUUAAAAAAUUCAUAUACAUAAAAUGUAAAUUAGAAAAAAAAAUUUCAAAAAAUUAAUCAUUAUUUUAAGAAGAAAAGAAAGAUUGACGGUGACAUAUCAGUUACUUUUCAAUUCAUUAAACAAUUUAAACCUAUCAUAUUUUUAAAAAAAUGUAUAAAAAUAUUUUAUGAUGAAUAGAAUUGAAAAGAUUUUAUUAUUGUUAUAUUUUCUUUUAGUUUAGCACUGUUAUUCAAUUCGGUUGGUUUUAAAAACUGGUAAAAUCUAGUUUGGUGGGUCCAUUAGCUCGUACUGAUAAUAAACCUAUUAAUUAGGUCUAGUUUAUAAAAGCUAUAAAUGCGUACUUUUAAACUUUACUUUGAUAUAGGUUAAAAAAGUAAAUAUAUACAUACUCAAAUAGUUACACUUAUAGAGAGCAUGAGAUUUUUUACUUGUUCAAUUUUUUACUAAAAAAUAAAAUAAAAAGAAUUAAUCUAUUGUACUAAAAUUUCUAAUGAGACCAAAAUUUUUACAUAAAUUAUUAAAGUUAUUCAUAAAAAAAAUUAGGUCACAAUUUUUUGUCUAUAAAAAUAAUUUUCCAAAAUCAGAAAGCUUGCUUGUUAUAUAAUUUCUUAACCUCAAACCUAAUGUAUAAUAUUGUAGUGUAUAAAGUUAAAUUAUUAAUAUUCGCUGGAUGAACAAGGGUCCAAAAAGGACAAAACUUUUCAUUUCUAACUCUUAUAAUGAAGUUUAUUGCCUAACUUUUAGGUGCUAACUGCUUAUAAUAUCUUUUUUUUUUCUAUACCAACAAAGUAUAUUUUUAUUUAAAAAUGUCAUGUAUUAACUAUCUGUAAUAUUUACAUAAGUAAUUAGAAAACAUAUUACAGAGUAUAUAUUUGUAGCAAGAAAAGGUGUUUGUAACCGAGUGAAUUGUAUUAUGAAUAUGUAAAUAGGUUAAUGUACGUUAGUUAUGUUUACUUUACUAAAAAAACAACUCGACUAAUUCAGUGGCCUUCUUAUUACAACAAAGAGCUAUUGUACAUAGCGGAAAUUGUAAAUAUUAUAGAGGAAAUAAAUAUAUAUGUACUUUUUUUUUUUGUUUCAAUUUAAAUAAUGUAGGCAUGGGUGGUAAAGAUCAACAUGAAUAAGAUUAAAAAAGAACUUAAACGAGAGUCAAAACAGUUAAUGAUUCACUGUGCCCUGUAUUUAAUUUUUUAUAUCUGUUAAUGUUAUAAAUUCUAUUACUAAAUGCUCAAAAUUGAACAAAUUAAAUUAUAUUAUAUUGCUAAUUUUAUCACUCAUGACCGCAGAUUUUAUAAUAAACAAAGAGUUUGCUUGUAAACUGCUAAUUUUCAAUUUAUUAGAGUAAGAAUCCUUUUAAAUUUAGAAUAUAUAUGUAACACCUAUAUAACGUAUGCUAACAUUUUAAAAAUUAUAAGAAAUAUAAAAAAUUAUCUUGUAUUUCAAAAAAAUUUAGAAAUUUGUACAUACAAAUCUUUGGAUCAACAAAAUGAUAUUAAGAACUUUGAUACUGUUAUUAAAGGCUUGGACUCGUUCGGCUGUGACAUAUUUAAAGGCUUAGGUUGAUUAGAUAUACAAAUGGAUAAACAGGAAGAUAUAUUGUACAAUAGUAGGACUCUCUUAUGCUUACUUAAAAAAAUUAUAAUAUCCUCUUUCUGUUUAUAAUUAGAAAUUAUAUAUAUUCAACUUUAUUAUCAGUCAAAUUUUGAAGUGUUAUUUUUGUAUUUAUUUAUAACUAAUUUAUAUGUUGUAUAUUAACAUCCUUCAAUGUUCAUUUCGAGCAAUUUAUUAUAGAUAUUUCCUACAAGCAAGGGUAAAUGUUGGGCAAAAGGGUCUUUUUACUGACUAUUCAAAUUAUUUUAUUGUAUUCAUGUUUAAAUUAUUAUGAUUAAAAGUUUCUACUUAAAAAAUUAAUUGCUAGUUAAAUAGCAAAUGUGUUAAUUUAUACAAAUUAACUUAUUUUUUUUAAUUUAUAUCAGUGUUUUUCUAUCGUACACUUUUGCCCAAUGAACUAUAAAAAUAAGAUAGAGGAGUUUUUGUUUCCGUUCUGAAUAUUCCAUACCUGGUGUAUAAAUUACAACAUCUAAACACCCAAAAUUUAAUAAUACUGUUCUUCAUUGUUUGAGUCAUUAGUAAUGUACUAAUCAUUGUAUAGAAAAAUAUUAUAUUAUAUUUUCAUAGGCCCUUACGGCUAUCCUAUCACAUCUUUAUCAAUUUGUCUAAAUAAAUGGUAAAUAUACUCACCAUACUUAUUAUGUUUCCACCUCACCUCACAAAUUGUAUCUUCUAUUAUUAUUUAAUAUAUAAAAAACAAAUUCUAGUUUAAAAAAAAAUGUUAUAUAUUUUUUGGUAUCUGUGUUUGCUACAAUCAGCUAAGCUCAGUACUACAAAUUGUUUUUGUAUUUUCAAGCCUUUUUCUUGUAAUCAUACAAAAUAUAUAAACAAAAUGAAUAACUCUCGCUUUCAAA
Molecule: messenger RNA, 6653 nt
Organism: Nezara viridula (southern green stink bug)
Lineage: Eukaryota; Metazoa; Arthropoda; Insecta; Hemiptera; Pentatomidae
Source: the annotation of a GenBank genome assembly